AUGGCUACUACACCAACAAUGGACGAGUACAGACAAAUACUCAAAUCCCGAGACGAGCACAUCCGAGAAUCAUGGAUCAAAGCUAUGGAAGCAAGACUAGUCAGAGAAGAGUUACAAAAGUGUUAUAGGGGUGAAGGUGUAAAUCAUCUGCAGAACUGUAAGGAUUUGGCUGAGAAAUAUGCAGGUAUGAUCAGGGAGAAUAAGGUGAAAGGAUACAAACAAAUCGAUGAGAAUAUGCCAUAA
Kwoniella botswanensis is the source of this 243-nucleotide messenger RNA. RefSeq lists its product as uncharacterized. The record is from RefSeq and is a predicted model, not a curated record. Lineage: Eukaryota; Fungi; Basidiomycota; Tremellomycetes; Tremellales; Cryptococcaceae. The transcript is spliced from 3 exons. The coding region runs from base 1 to 243 and encodes 80 amino acids.